GGACAGAUUGAGUCGACGGAUGCGACGACUGGUACAGCAGCUGUGGGUGCGCCGAGCUCCUCCGAUAACGGCAUUUCGAAGAGUCAAACCUUGAACGAGGGUGUGCCAGCUGCCAUGGCCACCGCAGCGCCACCAACCAACCCAGCUGCUCAGACAGCUACGAACAGCAAGCAACUGCAGGAAAUACAGCGGCGUUCUCGGCAAGGGUACACGCACCUUGUCGCCGCCCUCAAUGAGGAUCAGCAAGGCCAUUUACAUCAUGCUCGUCAACUCUACACUGAAGGCCUCGUCGAGUAUCUCGCCGCUCUCCAGAUCCCCGUUGAUGCAUCUGAUCCCCACGCGGCUGAGGCCCGUGAGCUGCAGGCCAAAAUUCGCCAAAAUUACGACAAUGCGCGAAACCGUCUUGAUCAACUUGUUGAGCUGUCUGCCGACCAGGCAGGCACAUCCACCCAUACGCUUGGCAGCAAAGGUCAAGGCAAGCAGGGUCGGAUGAGUCCCAACACAAGUCGUCAACAUCAAGCGGUGCCGGCCAUGGUCCCACAUACCGAGCUUCCCUCUUUCAUGCGCAACCGCGCACCCUCGGCGUCCAGCGAUGUAUCCCACCGACGCGUUCUCACUCCCACCAGCGUCACGCCCCGUGCAUCGUCGGCGCCAGCCGUGGAUAAGGCCAAACCCAUAGCUGCCAAACCCCUGGCUGCCAAGCCCAUGGCUGCCAAGCCUGAGCAAGCUCCACCCAAGCAUGACAAUCUUAAGAACAUUGAUCAUAAAAUGGCGCAUCGCAUCCUCAACGAAAUUGUCGACAGCGAUCCCGGCGUUACACUUGACGACAUCAUUGGACUCAAGGAAGCAAAGCAGGCCCUCCAUGAGACUGUGAUUUUGCCCAGCUUACGACCAGACCUCUUCACGGGCCUGCGGAAGCCUGCCAAAGGCAUCUUGCUGGUUGGUCCACCGGGUAACGGCAAAACCAUGUUGGCCAAGAUCGAUUCGCUUCUCAUGGCGCGAAAUAGCGAGGAGCAAGAGUCGUCCCGACGCAUGAAGACGGAGAUUUUCAUCCAGGUCUCGAGCAACCUUUCCAAGACAGAUCUGGUAAAUGUGGCUAAAAUGACUGAUGGUUAUUCCUGUUCCGAUCUGACAGCUUUGGUGCGAGAUGCUGCCAUGGGCCCGAUUCGCGAGCUGGGUGCGCGACUUGCGGAUGUGGCUGCCAGUGAUGUUCGCCCUGUAUUGUUCAAGGACUUUGUGUCGUCCAUGAAGCAGGUGCGACCGAGUGUGCCACGCGAUACCAUCCAGGCACUGGAAGCCUUUGCCCGCGACUAUGCCUACUCUGCAAAUGGCUGA
Molecule: messenger RNA, 1335 nt
Organism: Monosiga brevicollis MX1
Lineage: Eukaryota; Choanoflagellata; Craspedida; Salpingoecidae
Exons: 9
Coding region: 115-1335 (406 amino acids)
Cellular component (GO): microtubule cytoskeleton
Molecular function (GO): ATP hydrolysis activity
Source: RefSeq, a predicted model, not a curated record